AUGAGUGAGCAGAAUAGUCAGAAGAUCAUUUUAGUUCAUGGAGGUGGCCAUGGAGCCUGGUGUUGGUAUAAGGUGCUAGCCAUGUUAAGGUCGCAGGGAUACUCAGUGACAGCCGUUGAUCUUGCAGCCUGCGGCUCUGAUCCACGAAGAAUGCCUGAAGAUGUCUCCACCUUCGAUGUGUAUGCCCAACCUCUAAUGGACUUGAUGGAUUCAGUGGCUGAAGGAGAGAAGGUAGUGUUAGUUGGGCAUAGUUUUGGUGGAUUAAGCUUGGCUAAAGCCAUGGAUGCCUUUCCUGAGAAGAUUGCAGUUGCUGUUUUUGUCACUGCAAUCAUGCCUGAUACCAUUCAUUCACCUUCUUAUAUCCUCGAUCAGCAUUAUUUGCAAUUACCAGAGAAGUACGCUAAAAUUGAAACAAAGAGCAUUGUAAUUCCAGGAAGAUCUGAGCCAUUUAUUUUUUCGACCUUACAGCCUACAUUUCUCGCCAGCUACCUUUACCAAAAUUGCUCCUUUGAGGAUUUGACUUUGGCGGAGAUAAUGGUGAGGCCUGCAUCAAUUUUUCGAGAAGAUUUGAACAAUAAAGGGGCAUUCUCCAAAGAGAGAUAUGGAUCUGUUGACAAAGUGUUUAUCAUAUGUGGAGAAGAUGCUAUGUUGACUGCAGAUUUUCAGCACUGGAUGAUUCAGAAUAACCCAGUGAAAGAGGUGGUGGAGAUCAAAGAAGCAGAUCAUAUGGCGAUGCUUUCAAAGCCUAAAGAGCUAUGCCAAUGCCUUACAACAAUUUUUAGCAACUAUGCUAAGUGA
This is a messenger RNA of Dendrobium catenatum, 798 nucleotides long. RefSeq names its product methylesterase 3-like. Lineage: Eukaryota; Viridiplantae; Streptophyta; Magnoliopsida; Asparagales; Orchidaceae. The coding region runs from base 1 to 798 and encodes 265 amino acids. Gene Ontology annotation, molecular function: methyl indole-3-acetate esterase activity; methyl salicylate esterase activity; methyl jasmonate esterase activity. The transcript is spliced from 3 exons. The record is from RefSeq and is a predicted model, not a curated record. Gene Ontology annotation, biological process: salicylic acid metabolic process; jasmonic acid metabolic process.